Molecule: messenger RNA, 715 nt
Organism: Anguilla anguilla (European eel)
Lineage: Eukaryota; Metazoa; Chordata; Actinopteri; Anguilliformes; Anguillidae
Product: cystatin-like
Exons: 3
Coding region: 37-447 (136 amino acids)
Molecular function (GO): cysteine-type endopeptidase inhibitor activity
Source: RefSeq, a predicted model, not a curated record
GUGCUUAGUCUGGACAAACAGAACGCUUAUUGCAAAAUGUCAGCGAUUUGGAAGCUUACGGUGCCGCUUCUCGCCCUGUUCUUUACAGUGGCAAGUGGUCUGGCUAUCAUCGGAGGACCCACUAAUGCGGACCCGAGUGAACAAGAAGUCAAAGACGCCUUGCAGUAUACUGUCGACCACAUCAUCGGAUGGGGAAACACUCCUUUUCUCAGAAAAUUGACAAGAGUAGACGACAUUAAGCAACAGGUGGUUGUCGGAAUGAUGUACGUCCUCACAGUAGAGAUGGCCAGGACGAACUGCACGAAGGAGAAGGAGGAGAAGGAGGAGACGCAGUGUGUCGUGUACACGGACCCGAUGAUCGCAUCCCCCAUAAGAUGCAAUGCUGACGUAUGGAAGCAUCCCAUCACUGAAAAGUACGAAAUGAUGAAGAUGGCUUGUGUGGCCUAAGAACAUCACGGAGAACGGCUGCAUUACUUUAAGUUCAAUCACCUUAACAGUCGCUUGCUCUGCCUGCUUGGAGACACCGAAUUAACCCACGUGUUAUGUCACUCAUAUUUCUUCACCAGUGUUAUGAAAACAAUUUCAUAUUUUUUUGUUUUAUCUUUCUUUUUGGCAUUUCUUAUUCAUAACUGAAAUAAGUGCCGUAUUGGCAAAGCGAGCUAUGCAAUAAAUCAUUCAUAUUUGAACUAAAUAAAUGAUUGUUAAAACACUGCAA